AUGACUGCUGAAAAAUACCGUAACCAGGUACUGAUAGCAAUAGUCUACCCCCAUCGACUACAAAUGGGCCAAGAUUUAACGCUCAUGCAUGACAACGCCCGUCCGCACACCAUGACCGUGACCAGCUGGCUGCAAGAUCACGGUUUAUCGGUCUUAAACCCCAUAGGGUUUAAGUCAGGUGAUUUCGCGGGCCAGUCUGAGCACGCGUGGGACAUGCUCCAAAGAAGGGCUUUCAAGAAUGUUCCUGUAAACAUUGCGACCGAAUUUCAACUUUUUGGCAUCUUAGCAGGACCUCGGACAAUAUCCCGCAGCAAGACUUUGAUAAAUUGA
Parnassius mnemosyne (clouded apollo) is the source of this 330-nucleotide messenger RNA. NCBI's taxonomy places the organism in Eukaryota, Metazoa, Arthropoda, Insecta, Lepidoptera, Papilionidae. The record is from the annotation of a GenBank genome assembly.